GAGGCCCUAGCCGGUCAGGCCAGUAGGAGGAGUGAGACUGUAAAUGUCGGCGGAAGCUGUCGAGAAGCGUUCCUUUGGAGUAGCAGCAGCUGAGGAGCAAUCUGCCGCCCUGAUAGAGCCAGAUGUAGCGCGUGGCCUGGAGAACUUUCCCGUGAGAGUAUGGCCUCUGGGGGCGGGGCCCAGGCCUAAGCCUUUCCAGUAUACUCCUGAUCAUGUAGCUGGGCCUGGAACAGACAUCGACCCCACACAAAUAACCUUUCCUGGGUGUGCUUGCGUCAAAACUCCAUGUCUCCCUGGCACGUGCUCCUGUCUCCGCCAUGAGAAUAACUAUGAUGACAAUCUGUGCCUCAGAGACAUAGGCUUGGAAGCAAACUAUGCCAAACCAGUUUUUGAGUGCAAUGUCCUCUGCCAGUGUGGUGAGCACUGCAGAAACAGGGUGGUCCAGAAUGGUCUACAGUUCCGUCUCCAGGUGUUCCAAACGGGUAAGAAGGGCUGGGGACUACAGACCUUGGAAUCUAUACCCAAGGGAAAAUUCGUCUGUGAGUAUGCUGGGGAGAUUUUAGGAUUCUCUGAAGUACAGAGAAGAAUUCAUCUACAAACAACACAUGACCCAAAUUACAUCAUCGCCAUCAGGGAGCACAUUUAUAAUGGACAGGUCAUGGAAACUUUUGUCGACCCUACCUACAUAGGAAAUAUUGGAAGAUUCCUGAAUCAUUCUUGCGAACCAAACCUGUUGAUGAUUCCUGUCCGAAUUGACUCAAUGGUGCCUAAGCUGGCACUUUUUGCAGCCAAAGAUAUUUUGCCAGGAGAAGAACUCUCUUAUGACUAUUCAGGAAGAUUCCUUAAUCAAGUAAGCAGUAAAGAGAAAGAAAGGAUAGACCAUGGACAACUAAGAAAGCCUUGUCACUGUGGUGCCCCAUCAUGUGCCACCUUCCUGCCCUAUGACAGUUCACUAUACUGCUCCUCAGAAAAACCAGACACCAGUUAAGAACUAGUUAAGACGCCUGUCAGCCAGCGUCUCUGAAAACUGAAACCAGAGAGAAUCAAGCAAGCAUUAAGUGAUUUAUCUACGUCCUGGUUUCUCUCCCGAAAAUGACCUACCCUCAAGGGAAGUGUACCUUGUAGUCAGCAGCUUGUGUAUUCCUGUAAGAAAGACUAGGGGUUGCCCAGCCUUGCCUCUACCAGGCUGCCUAAAUCUGACCCAAGAAUACAGCCUAGACUAUAAAUGUCCAGCUGCACCCUUUCUCCAGAAUACUUGCUUUUAUAGUUAGUUGUGGGUAAAUGGCUAUGUUCAAAUUGGCAGGAUACAAGCAGAAAUGAUGAAUGUUUGGGUAUCAUCUCGUAUUUCUCCUUGGAACCCAGAAUUUAUACUUGAUGGCUGGAGUUGGGAAAGGGUCAUGCACAGCAAAUAAAUAAGAUAUGUGGUGCUGUAAAAGAUGCUGCUAGUCCUGACCUGUUGCCUCUGUACUUGUAAGUGGGAAGCUUACAACAUUAAGCCACUGUCUCCUUGUAUUUGAGCAAACCUUACGAUUCAAAAAGACCUCAGCCUUCACAGCUAGUUUUAUCAGUAAUAAAGCUGUUUGUUUUUUUUC
Messenger RNA from Mesocricetus auratus (golden hamster), 1592 nucleotides. Its product is annotated as histone-lysine N-methyltransferase SETMAR. Gene Ontology annotation, cellular component: nucleus. NCBI's taxonomy places the organism in Eukaryota, Metazoa, Chordata, Mammalia, Rodentia, Cricetidae. The transcript is spliced from 2 exons. Bases 44 to 988 code for a protein of 314 amino acids. The record is from RefSeq and is a predicted model, not a curated record. Gene Ontology annotation, molecular function: zinc ion binding; histone H3K9 methyltransferase activity; protein binding.